This is a messenger RNA of Sporothrix brasiliensis 5110, 1746 nucleotides long. RefSeq lists its product as uncharacterized. The transcript has a single exon. Gene Ontology annotation, molecular function: sulfuric ester hydrolase activity. The coding region runs from base 1 to 1746 and encodes 581 amino acids. NCBI's taxonomy places the organism in Eukaryota, Fungi, Ascomycota, Sordariomycetes, Ophiostomatales, Ophiostomataceae. The record is from RefSeq and is a predicted model, not a curated record.
AUGGCCCCGGAUCUCAACUCGAUGCCUGCGUCGCCGGCCGUCGGCGCCACCGCACCCUCCGCCUCCGCGCCCGUCGCCUCGUCCACGGGCCCGCAGGCGCCGCCCAAGCCGACACGUAAGCAGCCCAACAUUCUGUACGUCAUGGCUGACCAGCUGGCAGCGCCCCAGCUGAAGAUGUACAACCCGAACUCGCAAAUCAUCACGCCCAACCUGGACGCAUUGGCAGCCAAGUCUGUCCAGUUCGAUUCGGCCUACUGCCCGUCGCCCCUCUGCGCACCUUCGCGCAUGAGUAUGAUCACUGGCCGCCUGCCCAUGGGCAUUGGCGCCUACGACAACGGCGCACAGAUUGGCAGUGACAUUCCGACAUAUGCGCACUACUUGCGCCUUCAAGGCUACCACACCGUACUCGCGGGCAAGAUGCACUUUAUUGGCGACCAGCUGCACGGUUACGAGACGCGGCUGACGAGCGAUAUCUACCCCGGCGACUUCGGCUGGGUCGUCAACUGGGACAAGCCGGACACGCGGCUCGAGUGGUACCACAACGCCAGCUCGAUUGAGCAAGCCGGUGUUUGCGUGCGCAGCAACCAGCUGGACUAUGACAAUGAGGUCAUGUACCGGUCGGAGCAGUACCUAUAUGACUAUGUGCGGGCGGACCCGUCGACGCGCCGGCCGUUUUGUCUGACGGUUUCGCUAACGCACCCGCACGACCCCUAUACCAUCCACCGCAAGUUCUGGGACAUGUACGAGGGCGUCGACAUUGACAUGCCCAAGGUCAACAUCCCCAAGGAGGACCAGGACCCGCACAGCAAGCGUCUCCUCAAGGUGUGCGACCUGUGGGACAAGGAAUUCACGGACGAGCAGGUCAAGCGCGCCAAGCGCGCCUACUACGGCGCUGUCAGCUAUGUCGAUGACUGUCUCGGCCGCCUGCUGGGCAUCCUGAAGGACUGCGAUCUGGCUGACGACACCAUUGUUAUUUUCAGCGGCGAUCACGGUGACAUGUUGGGCGAGCGCGGACUUUGGUAUAAGAUGUCGUACUUUGAAUCUUCGGUGCGCGUGCCCUUCCUCAUCCACCACCCUCCCGGCAUCGGCGUCAACGGCGGCGAGGGGCAGGAGGCCAACGCCAACUCCAUCAAGCCCCACCGUGUCUCGCAGAACGUGUCGACGCUCGACAUUUUGCCGACCAUGUGCGAUCUCACGGGCGCCACGCCGCACCCGGACCUGCCGAUGGACGGCCAGUCGCUGCUGCCGCAUCUGCAGAACCGCGACGGCGGUCCGGACACCGUCAUCGCCGAAUACACGGGCGAGGGCACUGUGGCCCCGCUCAUGAUGAUCCGCCGUGGCGCGUACAAGUUUGUCAUCUGCCCGUCGGACGGCGUGCAGCUUUUCAACCUGCAGACCGAUCCUGAUGAGCUGAUCGACCUCGCCAAGGCGCUGCAGAAGAAGACGGAGCUGGGUGCCGUGCUCACGGCGGAAGAGGAGGUAGCCCGGCAGGUUCUCACCGCGUUUGAGGCCGAGGCCGCCGAGCGCUGGGACAUGGACGCCAUCACCAAGGCGGUGCGCCAGUCGCAGCGCCAGCGGCAGCUGGUGUGGCCGGCGCUCAAGACGGGCAAGUUCACCAGCUGGGACUACGACCCGCACGACGACGGGCGCGAAAAGUACAUUCGCUCGCACAUGGACUUGGACGAUCUGGAGCGCAUGGCACGCUUCCCGCCGGUUGAUCGGUGGGGCAAGGAUGCACGUACGUAG